Momordica charantia (bitter melon) is the source of this 729-nucleotide messenger RNA. Its product is annotated as MIZU-KUSSEI-like protein (Protein of unknown function, DUF617). Lineage: Eukaryota; Viridiplantae; Streptophyta; Magnoliopsida; Cucurbitales; Cucurbitaceae. The record is from RefSeq and is a predicted model, not a curated record. Gene Ontology annotation, biological process: hydrotropism.
AUGGGAGACCCAAAAUCUACACCCACCGCCGCCGACGCUGCCACCAUAACACCGGAGCCGCCGCCAGAUUCUUCAACUCCUCCGCCUCCGCCGCUGCCACCCGCAAGUUCCUCCCCCAAUGGCCUCGUCCAACCGUCCAAAAGAAAGAAGCACAAGACCAAAGUCUUUCGAGUAUUCCGCUCUGUCUUUCGAUCGUUCCCCAUCAUGACGCCUGCAUGUAAGAUCCCGUCGCUCCCAUCUGGACUAUCGGAUACGCUUCGUACACCCUCUGGUAGUCGCGUCACCGGGACGUUGUUUGGUUAUCGAAAAGGUCGGGUGAGCCUGUCGAUGCAGGAGUCGCCACGAUGUUUACCAAGCAUCGUGAUAGAGUUGGCGAUGCAGACAAACGUGUUGCAGAAGGAAAUGAGUUCCGGGAUGGUGAGGAUCGCUCUCGAGUGUGAGAAGAGAGCGGACAAGGGCGACAAGACGAAGCUAAUGGAUGAGCCAUUAUGGACCAUGUUCUGCAACGGCAAGAAGAACGGCUAUGGCGUGAAAAGGGAGGCGUCGGAGGAGGAUCUCAAAGUUAUGGAGUUCCUCCGGCCGGUGUCGAUGGGCGCCGGAGUGUUGCCGGGAAAUUCCGACGUAUCUGCUACUCUACUUUAUUCCCAUGUAAAUGCUACUGAUUUGGGCCAGAUGUUUGAGCUCUUUGUUGAAUUGAGCGUUCGGCUUCGCGUUAAUCUUAURGGGUAA